This is a messenger RNA of Gracilinanus agilis (Agile Gracile Mouse Opossum), 2143 nucleotides long. It is a transcript of the gene DTNB, whose product is annotated as dystrobrevin beta. Bases 182 to 2065 code for a protein of 627 amino acids. Lineage: Eukaryota; Metazoa; Chordata; Mammalia; Didelphimorphia; Didelphidae. The record is from RefSeq and is a predicted model, not a curated record. Gene Ontology annotation, biological process: synaptic signaling. Gene Ontology annotation, cellular component: synapse; plasma membrane. Gene Ontology annotation, molecular function: zinc ion binding. The transcript has 21 exons.
UAAGCGGCGCGAGCCGGGAGGCUGCUCACGUUCGGGAGCGGGGGUGGCUCCGGGGCCUGAGCUGGCGCUGCUACCGCUGCCGCCCAGAGCAGCGGACUGAAGAGGAGGAAGAGGAGGAGGAAGAGGAGGAGGAGGAGGACGCUCCAGUCGCACCGCCGGCGGCGGAGAUCCCCCCGGGAAGAUGAUUGAGGAAAGUGGGAACAAGAGGAAGACCAUGGCAGAGAAGAGGCAGCUGUUUAUGGAAAUGCGUGCUCAGAAUUUUGAUGUCAUCAGACUAUCAACAUACCGGACAGCUUGCAAACUAAGAUUUGUACAAAAAAGAUGUAAUUUGCACCUUGUUGAUAUCUGGAACAUGAUUGAAGCCUUCCGAGACAAUGGCCUUAACACACUGGACCAUAACACUGAGAUUAGUGUGUCCCGUCUGGAAACUAUCAUUUCAUCUAUCUACUACCAGCUGAACAAACGCCUUCCUUCUACUCACCAGAUCAGUGUGGAACAGUCAAUCAGCCUUCUUCUCAACUUCAUGAUUGCAGCUUAUGACAGUGAGGGCCGAGGAAAGUUGACGGUAUUUUCAGUUAAAGCUAUGUUAGCAACCAUGUGUGGUGGAAAAAUGCUGGACAAAUUAAGAUAUAUUUUCUCUCAGAUGUCAGAUUCCAAUGGCUUAAUGAUAUUUAAUAAGUUUGACCAGUUUCUGAAGGAGGUUUUGAAGCUCCCUACCGCUGUUUUUGAAGGCCCUUCUUUCGGGUACACAGAGCAUUCAGUACGAACAUGUUUUCCACAACAGAAAAAGAUAAUGCUAAAUAUGUUUUUAGACACAUUGAUGGCUGAUCCUCCUCCCCAGUGCCUUGUCUGGCUACCUCUCAUGCAUAGACUUGCCCAUGUUGAAAAUGUCUUCCAUCCUGUGGAGUGUUCAUAUUGCCGGUGUGAAAGUAUGAUGGGUUUCCGCUAUCGAUGCCAGCAGUGCCACAACUACCAGCUCUGCCAAAACUGCUUUUGGCGAGGCCAUGCUAAUGGCCCUCAUAGCAACCAACACCAGAUGAAGGAACAUUCCUCUUGGAAAUCACCUGCAAAGAAGCUGAGCCAUGCAAUUAGUAAAUCUCUGGGUUGUGUGCCCACAAGGGAGCCCCCACAUCCUGUUUUUCCUGAGCAACCAGAGAAGCCACUCGACCUUGCACAUAUAGUCCCUCCUCGCCCCCUGACCAACAUGAAUGAUACUAUGGUUAGUCAUAUGUCCUCUGGAGUUCCCACUCCCACCAAAAGGUUACAGUAUAGCCAGGAAAUACCCAGUCACUUGGCUGAUGAGCAUGCACUGAUAGCUUCCUAUGUGUCGCGUCUACAGCACUGUGCACGUGUCCUGGACAGCCCCAGCCGACUGGAUGAAGAACACAGGCUUAUUGCCCGAUAUGCUGCUCGGCUUGCUGCAGAGGCAGGAAAUGUAACCCGUCCCCCAACUGACCUCAGCUUUAACUUUGAUGCGAACAAACAGCAAAGGCAGCUUAUUGCAGAACUGGAAAACAAAAACAGAGAAAUCCUUCAAGAGAUUCAGCGCCUCCGCUUGGAGCAUGAGCAAGCUUCUCAGCCAACCCCUGAGAAGGCUCAGCAGAACCCCACACUCUUAGCAGAGCUGCGGCUACUUAGGCAGAGGAAGGAUGAAUUGGAACAGAGAAUGUCUGCACUUCAGGAAAGCAGGAGAGAGCUGAUGGUGCAGCUAGAAGGGCUCAUGAAGUUGCUGAAGGAAGAAGAACAAAAGCAGGCAGCCCAGGCCACAGGAUCCCCACACACAUCUCCAACUCAUGGAAGUGGCCGCCCGAUGCCUAUGCCUGUCCGCUCAACAUCUGCUGGCUCUACUCCUACUCAUGGGCAACAGGACUCACUGAGUGGAGUUGGAGGAGACAUACAGGAAGCCUUCGCACAAGGUACGAGGAGAAACCUCCGCAAUGAUCUGCUUGUGGCUGCUGAUUCCAUCACCAACACCAUGUCAUCUCUAGUGAAGGAACUCCAUUCAGCGGAGGAAGGUGGAGUGGAAGAGGAGGAGAAGAUACAGAAUGGGAAAGACAGAGGUUAGCCAGGAGAAAAUGGACCAAGAGGUAGCACAACAGAUCUGUCCUGCAGAGACUCAGAGGACAACAGAGCAAGCUGGCAU